This is a messenger RNA of Belonocnema kinseyi, 399 nucleotides long. Its product is annotated as cytochrome P450 6a9-like. NCBI's taxonomy places the organism in Eukaryota, Metazoa, Arthropoda, Insecta, Hymenoptera, Cynipidae. The record is from RefSeq and is a predicted model, not a curated record. Gene Ontology annotation, molecular function: oxidoreductase activity, acting on paired donors, with incorporation or reduction of molecular oxygen; heme binding; monooxygenase activity.
AUGUUCCACGUACUCCAUUUGGUAAUAAACGACCCUGAUUUGAUUUGACUAGUUCUAGAGGAUUUUGCACAUUUUCACGAUCGGGGUUUUUAUUAUAAUAACGAUGUCGAUCCCAUAUUAGGACAUUUGUUCUUUGUGCCUGGUAAAGAAUGGAAAUUUGUUAGAUCAAAGUUUAUGCGAACAUUCACCUCAGGGAAAAUAAAAGAAAUGUUUUCCUUGAUAGAAAAAGUUGCAGAAGACCAUAAAAAAGCUUGGUGCGCUUCUAUUAAAAAGUCUAGCACAGUUGAUGUCAAGGAUCUAUUAUACAGAUAUACAAUGGAUACGAUAUCAUCGAUUGCAUUCGGUGUUGAUUGUAAUAGUUUUAGAAAUCCAGAUACAGAAUUUCGUAAAUAUGGAUAA